Clupea harengus (Atlantic herring) is the source of this 1185-nucleotide messenger RNA. It is a transcript of the gene pmf1, whose product is annotated as polyamine modulated factor 1. Gene Ontology annotation, cellular component: MIS12/MIND type complex. Gene Ontology annotation, biological process: chromosome segregation. The record is from RefSeq and is a predicted model, not a curated record. NCBI's taxonomy places the organism in Eukaryota, Metazoa, Chordata, Actinopteri, Clupeiformes, Clupeidae.
CCGUAGGUGGGUGGUGUUUUUGUUUUGGCGCGGAAUUACGGAGCUAAAGCCCGUCUUCGGAAAUGAUUUCCUUCAAGAUCGGGGACAGCAGUGUAAAUAUGGAUGAGGAUGUAGUAGAACACAGACAACCGACAGAUAACACUGCGAAUCAGGGAAGUGUCAACGACGAUGUUUCGGCGAACACCACAGAUAAAUGCACCAGUUCGGCCCCGCAGGCGAAGAGACUGACGCUUUUCAACAAAGUCAUGGAAAAAAGCUUGCAACGACUUGUAGCUGACGCCAGUUUCCACAGGUUUGCGCACUCAUUCCACCCGUUCUACAAGCAGAACCCAAAUAUGACUAAAGCCAUUCAUCAAGAGUUUGUCGCUAGUCUCCAGAAGAAUAUACAGGAUGACAUCAACCGGGUGGUCGAGGAAGGUGAGCUACAGUGUAAAUUGGAUGAAUUGGACAGACUGUGUGUCCUGGCAAAAGAUAAGACUCAAGCUGCCUGGCGUCCAAGUGGGGUCCCAGAGCAGGAUGUGGGUAGUUUCCUGACUCCUUAUUACACAAAACAGGACCGCUACAUGAGGAGAGAACUGGAGAAACUGCGUAAAGAGAACGCAGCGCUGGCGGAGAGGGUGCGGGAGGGACGGAGCGCCAUCGCUAACACGGAGCAGCGCAUCACAGCGGCUGUGGACGGGUGGAAGGCUUCUGUUGAAGAUCUGGGGGCCUGCAUAUCCACACUCUGCCCAGAUGAGACCUUUGAAGGACUCUAAAUUCUUAGAAGAACCAGGGAACUCUUUUGUGUGUUGUUUUGUUUUUUUGUAUUUAUGUUUAAUAAAUUUAAGAUCAAAAUCAGAUGUUAACGGUUUAUUUUGUUUGUUUGUGUCACUAAAUGGUAUUUUUCAUAUUUCUAUGUUAACUAUUCUACAGCACACCUAUUUGAAAGUCAUUGAUCAUAACACGAUGUUUUGAACUGAUGAAGACUGUCUCCUUGUAUUGUAUUGGACAUUGAACAUACCUGACACCUGAAUGUUUUGAGUCUUUUCUUCAGGGUUUUAAGAAAUGUGGUUGCUUUGUCAGGCCAGAAAAAUGCAAUAAAAAUGUCUAAAACACAGAAAUGUUGCUGUCACUUUGAUACACCUAUGAUUUGGUUAUGUUUUGGUCAUGCACUAAGAUUAGAACUGGUAUUUUUUUGCUUUUAAC